AUUAUGGCGACGGCUGAUACGGAUGUGGAAUAUGCUUUUAGAGAACCAUCCAUAUUAUUGCUUACGGCGUCACAAAAUAACGUUAAUAAGUAUGAUGUCCUUCAAGUGAUACGAUCAGUUGUUCGAAGGCAGCAAGUCCUUCUCUCACAUGACGAUGAGUACGAGAACUUCUUUGCAUCCUUCUCCGCACUGUCGGCUCACUUCAUCAUCACAAACUCUUUUCAUAUACCUAAAAGCCAGAUUGGCUGUGCAGCUCAGGCAUGCAAAGUUCUUCUGCAAUACUUUUUACACAAACUGCAACACAUAACGGAUCAGUGUUGUAUUUCACAAAAACAGAUAGUGUCAAUCAUCUAUGGACUAUGUGGUGACUCUGAAUCUCAGGUUCUUUCACGAUCAGAAGUGCCUGUCCUCACAUUAGUUUUGAAGGCCAUCAAAGAUCCUCCUGCAUUUGCAAUUAGGAGUAAUGAAUUCCAAGAUGGGCAUGAUGAUGUCAAGGAGCCCAAACGUCCACGUUUGGAUCCAAGUGCGAGCAUUCUGGAGCAGUUGAUGACUCCCAUGCUGGAUUCCCAUGGUGGCCAGAAACAAGAAGGGCCUUUGGAAGUAGUAGAUAAGGAUGGUGACACCACCAUCAUCCAUAUCCCAGAUCCUGGACAGGAGUGCAAGGCAUUGCUACUUGCAAAAAAUAAACUGGCCUUGCAGCUGCUUAGUGGAGUGGAUGUGCUCCUAGACAUGAGUCUGUCUUUGCCAAUCCUGAGCCAAUACACUGCAAAGCUACAGGAUUCUUUAGGUGGUAAAGGAUUGCUCUUACCAUCAUGCACCACUGGUGCUCUCAGAAUUACUAAUUCGUACAAAGCUUUGGCAAGUGACAUAGAAACUGUUGGCAAGGCUUUAAGCUUGCCCGUAUUGGAACCUCUGACAGAAGACCGGAUGAGAAAACUGAUGAAAAUAACACUAAGUUGCCUGUAUGCGUCAAUAACUGUGGCAACAUCCACUGGCAUUCCUGGGCUCUCUGGCAGUCCUCAACUCAAGGGCACUAAUGCCAAGGACGAUGAAAAUGAGAGCUGUUCUGUUGCUAUCGUAGAAACCAGCCUGGAAAUAUACAAUACCAUUGCUGCUGUUAUCAGUAAUUCUACACGAGCUGGUGGUUAUGUUUUGCAAAAUCUUCACAUGAUUGGUUCCUGGAUUUUACUGGGAGGUUUGCAGUAUAUUUUGAACUUUAAUCCAUCUCAGUCUGGUGAAAGAGCUAAGGAAGCUUCAUCAAGAGGAAAAGUGACCCCUGAUCAGACGCCUUCCAAAGCCAAAGACACAGCACCUACAACUAAGCCAAUAAUUCUGAAAAUCCAACAAGGGUGUGGAGUGCUGUCUGUUGCACUGGCCACCCAUGCCAUGACACUGCUGUCUGCGCUACUGGAUGACUUACGAGUUGAAGUGGGUCAGAAUCUCAUAGAAAACGUUGGUGGCUCCCUAUUUGCCUCCCGUGGACCAUUUACCGUGGCCGACAUCACCGAAAAGUUCACAGCAUGGCAACGUGUGCAAAAGCUGACUUCCAGCAUCAAUUUGACAAAUUUGUUGUUCAGUCUCGCCUCUGUCAGCUAUAGAAAAGCUUGCAUGCUGAAAAGAAUUCAAAAGAACACGCAAGAUGGGGAUAAUUUUAGUUCAUCUGAUUCAAAUACCUAUUAUGAAGAUGAUUUUAGUUCUUCAGAAGACAGCAGUGUAGAAACAGAUGAUGAUAGCGAACCCAUUUUGGGACAAUGGUUUGAAGAAACUCUGGAUCCACCUGAGCCGCCAGAUGCUACAUCACCUCCAGCAGCUACCAACAAUGAUGCUGAUAACACCAAUAGCAAAGCUCAGCAACAGCAACGGGUGACUUCCGAGAGUGGGUCACUUGUACCUGACAAGGGUGAACCAAAUGGGUAUAUCAGUCUGGCAUCAAAAAUCUUCACUUUUAUGAAUAACUUCUUAGUAAAUUUUGACAAUCAAUGUAUCAAAACAUUUUUAAAAUAUAAUUUGGGAGAAUCCCAAAUGAUUGUUCUGGCAGGGAUAAUCAAAGAUUUAGAUCGAGAAACCUCAAGAACUGACAAUGGUUCAAUCUGCAUCUACUUUGGGCCUGUCCUGGGACAGUUGUAUGAUGAAUUUUCUCAGUCAUUAGCUAAAUUUAUUCACAACAUUUUGGCAACAAAUAUGUUAUCUGACAAUUUACAGAAUGUGCUGUUGGCUCAAUUGGGUGUUAGUCCCUGGAAUCAAGAAACCUGGCCACUACAAGUGUUUUCAAGAACACUAUCAGUCUUAGCUCAGACUCUGCUGCUUCGUCAGCAAAAAGAAAAGGAUGAACUUCGAAGUGAAAGUGAGGCGUCUUGUGUUCUAAUUUGGCAGAGGCUUUUGAACACACUAAAACGUGCCAUAUUGACACCAUCUGCAUUCUCUGUUGAAGAGGGCGAAGACAUCAAUGUAGAGCAUGCCCAGCUUCUUUUGUUUUUGUUCCAUAACCUGCAUCUUAUGCAGAAAAAGAGUGUUCUCUUGAUGACAGCACAAACAAUCAUGGAAAUUUCUCCCACUGUCAUGAGCCCCUUGAAAGAUCUCCAAAUCCUUUACCUUGCAAGAAUGCUUCUGAUCUUUGAAUACAUGAUGCGGAAUUUGUAUGAUGCCCCACCUUCGCUCAUUGAGCAGAUUCAGAAGAAUUUAUUUAGCUUCCAAAGUGUGACAGCUCUAACUGAAAAGGAUAAUACCAAAAAACAAACUAAAUUAUUUUUUGCCUGUAAGGACAUUGAAGAAAAUUAUGUGAAAAAUUUGCCUCCAGAAGAAAGUCAAGGUGCUGGAUCUAAGCCAAAGUUUUUUAAUCUCAUGUCUGUUGACUUCAGCAAUCAAGAAGUACCAAAGUUAGAUGGCUUUGCUCUCAGUUUCAUUUUGAGCAGCGGAGAUAUUCUGAAAUAUCCAAGUUUUUAUUAUUCCAUUCAGAACUUGGUUUAUUUAGCAUCUCAGUGUGACAUGCCAGAAAGAGUCACAUCAGAGCAACUCUCGUUUCUUGGCUAUUGUGCAAUCCAGUACUCUAUGUCCAUUACCUGGCGCUUGCUGCUGUGCCUACCCCCUUCUGUGCAGUCACUGGAGUCUAUUUCCACUGGUACAUCUGCAUUGAAUGAUGCUGAGUGCCUCCAUGCUGUUAUUUGGGCCUCACGUGCCACGCACAAAGUGUUUUCUGGCUGGAUGAAGGACACACUGGUCAAGCAAGGACUGACCACUCAGAAGGCAGAGGUGCUUUCCCGAUCUGUCGCCAAGAAUGCAUGCACUGUAAAAUUUGAUAUCAAAGUGGCCAAGCAGUUAAUAACAAAAUUGCUUCAACGUAUCCCAUCUUCAUCUUCUGAACCCUGUUCUAAAGAGCAAAUACCUCGCCUCUUUGAUGUUUUCCUCAUUGAAUGUGCUGUUGCAAAAGUUCAAGUGGCCCUUGAUGAAUAUUUCUCGAAACCCCUGAGUGAGAAUGCAAAUACUGAAGCUAAAGAAUUGGCUCAAGAGAUGUUGCCAAUAAUAUUGCAAUCUAUUGAAAUGUUGUCUUCUUGCAUUAGGUGGAACCUCCUGCACCAGUUUUCAGACAUGUCAACAAAUGCGGCACAGUCCUCUCCAUCUCCAAGCCCGAAAACCCUGCAAGCAUACAACACUGUUUUGCGCAUGGCAUCUGGUGGGACAUCUAAAGUGUCCACUUUCACCUCAGCCAUUGCUGAUUUCCUGCCUCCCUUGCUCAGGUCUGUCUUGGGACAGUGGAAUUCUUACACAGUAACUACAACUGCAUGGAGAAAUGAUUUUGCCAAUGAUAUCAUACCAUCAGAAAGUUACAUAUCAUCCAUUGAAAAUUCUCACAUGAACUCUUUAUCAAGUCAAGGAAGAUUCACAAUAAGUCCAAAUUUGAAAAGGCUACUGCACACUUUAGUUCGUUUUGCUGGUGAUCUGAUAAUAUGGUGUCCUGAAAGUAACAGCUCCAAAGAGAUGAUUCGAGUCAUGCUUCCUCUGCUUUUGGAUGCAACUACUGAAUCUGUCGGAGAUUAUACGACUUUGGCCUUGGAACGCCUCAUUGGGGCUCCAGAUGGGGAUGAGCACCUGUCUUUUAAUUAUUUUGAGGUUCUGACACAAAGUUAUGAUUUGCUCAUUAACCAUUCCAGUAAGGAAAGUGACGUAGAUGAACGGAUAUUGCAUGAAUGCUUGAAAUUCAUGGAAAGCCUACUGGAUAAAAGUGCUGGAAAAAAAGCCAUGGAGACUUUUUUCACCGAUGAUGGAGAUAAUGAUAUGGUUAACAUCCUACUCUCAGCUGCAAACAGCAACCUUAGCCCUGUUUAUGGGACUCGAGUAUUAAAAUUCUUCAGUAAACUAUUUCAGCAAAGAGAGAAAAAUCCAGGAGAUAAGACAUUGGAAAAGCUCUGCUCUUCCUUAUGCAAAAUGAGCAAAUUGGGAAAGGUUGACAGCUCAACACUUCAGCAGUGGCUCAGUAAAGUGAUUUUUGGUGGUGCAUCCCAGAUAGAAGAAGGUAACAGUGUCCAGGAAAACAGACUACUAUUGCAGAGUUUAACUUCAUAUAUUGUGAAACAAAAUAGUGCCGUUGGCGAGAAAGUUGCAAACACAUUCCUGUCUGCGGUCAUUCCAAUGGGGUCACAAAUCCUCUCUCCCGCAUCCGAAGGGAUUGGCUUUUCCGAGCUCAUGGUUGUCAUGGCAAUUCUGUCUGGUGCUGGGUCAGGAGCGGGCCAUGUGCAGCUCUUCAAAGCUACUCCUUCUUGGCUGGAAUUAUGCAAAAAGUAUCUUGCUCAGAAAGAUGUCUUAGAAAAACUUGAACAAAAUGUUUCCGGUGGAAAACAUCAAAUAAUGAUGGAGUCUACUUGUUACUUGUUAUCGUACAUGGCUGAUAUUGUUGGUGCUCUGAGAUAUCAGAACGAUAAGUUAGCUGGGAUCAGCAGGACUGGAACUGCAUCUCCUCCCUGUGAAAGUGAUCUCCACCAUCCUGAGAUGGACUCUGAUUGGGCCGAAGAUGUGGGCCCAGAUGAAGAGGAGUCAGCUGGAGAAGAUUCGGAUGAAGAUUCUCUUUGCAAUAAGCUUUGCACUUUUACAAUCACUCAAAAAGAAUUCAUGAAUCAACAUUGGUACCACUGUCACACUUGUAAGAUGAUUGAUGGCGUUGGUGUGUGCACAAUCUGUGCAAAAGUUUGUCAUAAAGACCAUGAUGUAACUUAUGCCAAAUUUGGUUCUUUUUUCUGUGACUGUGGAGCAAAAGAAGAUGGAAGUUGUCAGGCCCUGGUGAAACGCAGCCCAAAGGCUGCCGUUGAGACUGGCACUCCCGCCCCCUCCACCGGCUUCUCUUUUGGAUCAGACUCUGUCCUUCCCAGUUCUCUGCGCAGAAGACCAUCCUCUCCUUCUGCUGCAGUUGGGGGAUCUAAUGCCAACGGAGAGCAAUCCCGUGGCCAGUCAUCAGAAGGAAAGAAGAGCAGUGAUGAGUCCCUCAAGAACAAGCAAGUGUUGUCCAAACAGUUAGAGGCAUCAAGAGAAGUUUUGCUGAGCUACAUGUCAAGCACCAGCAUUGCUUCGACUGUUUUGGAGUUGUUGAGCUAUCUUAUGCCGGCUGUUCGCCAAUCAUGUCAAAGAAAUUCUCCUAUCGGCAGCUCCAUAAGAGCACAGAGUGCUCUCGUAGAACUUCACAGUCAGGAUAAAGUAUUUGAACAGUCAGAUCAGCUAAUGGUUCCGACCCUGGGUUCCCAGGAAGGUGCCUUUGAGAAUGUGAGGAUGAAUUAUUCAGGUGAACAGGGCCAGACCAUUCGGCAAUUGAUCGGGAGCCACAUGAUCAGACGUGUCGCCAUGUGUUGUUUGGCUUCCCCACAGGGGAAGAGGCAGCAUCUAGCUGUCAGCCACGAAAAAGGAAAGAUCACUCUGCUCCAGCUGUCUGCUCUCCUCAAGCAAGCCGAUUCCAGUAAAAGAAAGUUGACUUUGACCCGUCUGGCUUCUGCCCCAGUGCCAUUUAUGGUUCUUUCCAUUACUGGUAAUCCCUACAAUGAAGAUUUUCUGGCUGUAUGUGGGCUCAAAGACUGCCACAUUCUUACUUUCAGUGGAUCAGGCUCUGUUUCUGAUCAUCUGGUAUUACAUCCGCAGCUAGAAUCAGGAAAUUACAUAAUAAAAGCCAUGUGGCUACCAGGAUCUCAGACAGAAUUGGCUCUUGUGACUGCUGACAUGGUUAAAAUAUAUGACUUAUCCCAAGAUGCUCUUAGUCCCCAAUUCUUCUUUCUUUUACCUAGCGAAAAAAUCCGGGACUGCUGUUUCAUCUUCUCCGAUGAUGGACAGCGCCAUUUGGUGCUAAUGUCUUCUGCUGGUCACAUCUAUUAUCAACCAAUGGUAGAAGAAAGCUGCGCAAAGCAUGGACCAUUUUAUGUUACUAAUAUUUUGGAAACAAAGCAUCCAGACUUAAAGGAUUCCAAUGGAAUGAUUGGUGGAGGUGGUGUAUCAAUCUACUACUCUCACACUUUACAACUCUUGUUCUUCAGCUACACCCAAGGGAAAAGCUUCAUUGCACCCUUAUCUAGAAUGUCUCCUCAGCUGUCCCAGAUGUUUUUGAUACAGAUGAAAAAUAACAGUAAUAAUGGAAACAAUAGUGGGAACAGCAAACCCAGUCCACAGCCCCUAUGCCAGUGGUCUGAGGUGGCUAAUCAUCCUGGUCUGAUCUUGGCUCAGAUGCAGGCUUCCAACAAUCCUGUGAUACUCAUGGUGAAGCCUGACACAGUGUUGGUACAAGAAAUUAAAUUCCUGACAGCAAAAUCAAAAAUUACAGACAUGGUUGCAAUAAGGCAUAUCAUCACCUGCGGUGAACUGAGGACUACACUCAUUCUUCUGUGUGAAGAUGGUAGCCUGCGGAUAUACAUGGCUAAUCAGGAUCAGACAAAUUAUUGGCUAACUCCCGCUUUUCAAUCUACAUCAGCAUCCAGUUCCAACAAGCCCUUAAAGAAGAAGAAAGCUGCUAAAAGUGGCCGUCCUGUGGGUAGUGUUUCUUUCCCAGUAGAUUUUUUCGAACAUUGUACUGCUAUGAAUGACAUUGAAUUUGGAGGAAAUGAUGUUCUGCAAGUAUAUAAUACUCAACAAAUCAAGCAUCGUUUGAACACCACAGGGUUAUAUAUUGCAAGCACAAAGCCCGCAGGAUUCACUAUUGAAGUCACUAAUGCAGAUAAUUCCAUGGUUAUGGUUGGUUGCCGCAUUCUUGUUGGCAAUCAAGAUAUUCAACGAGCUCCAUCCUAUAUUGAGAUAUUUGGUCGCAGCGUUCAAGUCAAUCUAACAAGAAACCGAUGGUACGAUUUUCCUUUUUCACGUGAAGAAUCUCUCACCGCAGACAAGAAGCUGUCUAUAUUUUUUGGUGCCAGUUCUGAUUCUUCUGGAGUUACAAUGGUGGAUUCAAUCAAAAUUUUUGGUAAAACUAAGGAAUCUUUUGGAUGGCCUGAAGAUAAUGAUGACUUCCCCACUCAAGCAACUGCUGGAGCAUCUGGGAAUUCUGCUACUGAGUCUGGAGUUGAGGUGGAUGGUAUUCCUGCAGCUCCAUUGCCUCUCACUCCCUUAGAUCGCCUUGUGAGUAGCAGCUUAGAGCUUCUAGAUGGAUGUUUUUCAGCAGGAAGCAGUUCAGAUGAUAAGCUUCAAUUGAAAAAUGCUGCCAUUGAUUUAACCACAUCUAUGUUAACUUUACCUACUCCUUCAGUUGUACAUGAUCAUGUAAAAAUCUUAUUAUCAACCCUCCACAAUAAUCGCAAUGCAUAUUGUUCUCAUAAAGAUGAGGCUCUUCUUAAUUAUGUUUUACAAUGUCUGAAUGCCAGUCAAGAAGGAAAACCAUCUGAAGAGCUUGAUGGUGAAGCUUUGUAUCGUUUAGUUGCCAUCACUAGAGGGGUGGCUGUUGCUCGCCCUGCAAAUUUGGUGCGUUUCGCUGAAAACCAUGAUUCGCUCAUGAUUACGGAAUCAGCAAUAUCCGAGUCGGACCAGAGUGUCAAAUUUAUUCAAGAUGAAAACAGCACUCAAUCAACAGAAAAACAUACUUCUGGAAAUACAGACAGUCCUCCAAAAUUUGAAUUUUCUAGUUCAGCUCAUUUUAUCAUACAACUUACUGAUGCAUUUUGGCACCUGCAUUCCAUGCAACCCUCAAAUCCAGCCAUAGCUCCUGUAUCUUUCCGAGGACUAGUUCAUGUGGAGUCCACUGUCCAUGCCUUAAUUGAAGUGAUUCAUGCAUUUACAACAUGUGAUCUUGAACAUGUAGCCCUAGCUACUAAGCUUUAUGUCAGACUGCUUUUGUGUGAAGAUACUGUUGUAAGCUUUGCUGCCAAGCAAGCUUUGAUUCGAGUUCUCAGACCACGAGUCAGAAGGAGAAAAGUUUUCAUCCCAUCUCCUCCUCACUGUAGUACUCCUGGUGAAAUUCAUGAUUCUGAAAGCAAUGAGACUAGGCAUCCUCAACCUCAAGCUCCUUCUCAAUCAGUUCCAAGUACAUCUAGCCAAGCUCAAGCACAAGUGCCUGCUCCUGCAGAAUUGGUUGAAUUUCAGUCAGACCUGGAACCAUUUGAAAUAGUGGAAGGCUUGGAUCCACUUGUCUUAUUACCUGCUGAUGGCUCACAAGGUGUACCCAAUCUAGAGGCACUCAUAGCCGGACCUGGAGGGUUCCCAAUGCUUGACAUGCCUCCAGAUGAUGAUGAGACCAUGGUAGAGCUGGCCAUAGCUUUGAGUUUGCAAGAUCAACCUGAAGACCAGGCUGGGGGAUUAUCUCUUCAAGCCUUAUCCCUUGCAUCUCAAGGUUCUCACCAUGCUUCUUCAUUAGAGGGAGGACAUUACUCUGACACUACAGCAUCUGCCGGUGGCAGUGAUGAUGAGGGAAGCACUGCAGCCACCGACGGGUCAACGCUGCGAACUUCUCCUGCAGAACAAGGGGGCAGUGCUGGCUCUGAAAGUGGCGGUAGUGGUGUGGAAUCUAUCAUGGGAGAGCAUAAUGUGAGUGGAAGAAGCAGUGCUUAUGGUGACAAUGUUCAGGAAAGUAUCGCCACUGGAGCCAGGUCAGAGACAAGUUCAGUUGGCUUACCAAGCUCCACCAUGCCUCAAGGGGAAGAAGGUCUUGACAUUGACACAGAUGUUGAUACCAGCUUCAGGCUUCACACAUUGCGACUCAUGCUUCUUGAAAAAAUGCUCAAUUACCUACCUGAGCUGUCUGAAGUGGGGGGAGUCCGAGCCAUUCCUUUCAUGCAAGUCAUUUUGAUGCUCACAUCAGAUUUGGUGGGCGAAGAAGAAAAGGACUGCGCUGCUUUAACCAAGCUACUUCCAGUUCUCAUAUCUGCCUUAGAUAUGAACAAUAAAGAUAUAUCAAAGAUUGCUGAAAGAACACCUUCGAGAGAAGUCAAUUUAAUAGUUAUGAGGCUGUUGAGCAUUAUGAUGUCUAGAGUUAAAGGUACUCCUAAAUCUAGUUUGGGUGAAUCCUCUACCUUCUGUAGCAGUGCAACUGCAAUGGCUCUAGUAUCGUCAAAUGCAAUUGAUUAUUGUCUGCAAGUGUUGAAAGUGCUGCUGGACUACUGGAAAGGCAUGCAAACAGAAGACAAAUCUUCAAGCAUAACUGGAAACUUGCUUAAGUCUCAUCCUUUAUCACCCCCUCCAGAUAUGUCACCUUUUUUCUUGAAGCAGUACGUUAAAGGCCAUGCAAAUGAUAUUUUUGAAGCAUAUCCACAACUACUGACAGAGAUGGUGUUACGCCUACCUUAUCAAAUUAAAAAGAUUUUGAACUCGGUGCCUGGUUCACAAUCCAUUUCUUUUUCCCAAUCAUGGUUUGUGUAUUUAUGCGAGUAUAUGAUGAUGCAGCAAACCCCAUUCGUCCGACGACAAGUUAGGAAGCUACUUCUUUUCAUUUGUGGGUCUAAAGACAAAUAUCGCCAACUGAGAGAUUUCCAUGCUCUUGAAUCACAUAUGAAAGAUGUUAAAAAUAUUUGUGAUCAGGGAGGUUAUGAAGAAUUUCCUGCUGUCAAUACUGUUCUUGGCUUAUCUUAUGAUUCAUUGAUAAACAUGAUAGAACACUUGAAAGCCUGUAGUGAUAUUGCUACAUCAAGAACUAUUAAUUGGCAAAAGUUCUGCCAGAAAGAUGAGAGCAUUUUGCCCUUUUUAAUUCAUGUAAGCUUCCUUCUGGAUGAAGGUGUAUCCUCUAUCAUUCUUCAGUUAUUGCAAUGUGCUUUAUGUGGAGCUAAAGCCAUCCAACAACAGCAAAUCACUGGCAGUUCAACACCUCAAGUAUCCACAUCCCCAUCUAAAGCACGAAAAGAAAAGGAAAAAGCUGAAACAGAUGAAGAAGCUAGUGACCCGUCUAAGACUGAUAUUGCACAGUGCAUGACCUUGGCCCAACAGGUAAACAAAUUUGUGGACAGAAACCUAUUUAGCCAUUUUAUCUGUGCUUUUCUACUGGAAUCCAACUCAACAUCUGUGAGGUGGCAAGCCCAUUCGCUUAUCUUUCAUUUGCAUAAAAAUUCAACUGCUGCCCAACAAGAGACAUUGCUAGACAUGAUGUGGAAGUUAUGGCCAAGGCUCCCUGCAUUCGGACGCCGUGCCGCACAAUUUGUUGAUCUACUCGGAUAUUUCACUUUGAACAUGUCCCAGCAAGAGAAGGAGAAGGAUUACAUUGAAAAAGGGCUCGAAAUCCUUCAUCAGCAAAACCAGUUGCUCAUGAAUCACCCUAAUUCCAACAUUUAUAAUUCUUUGCAAGGGUUAGUAGAAUUUGAUGGAUAUUAUUUAGAGAGUGAGCCCUGCUUAGUGUGCAAUAACCCAGAGGUUCCUUAUACCAAUAUCAAGUUGUCUGCCAUUAAAGUAGAUUCUCGCUUUACAACAACUACUCAGAUAGUCAAGCUUAUCGGCAGCCACACAAUUUCCAAAAUUACGCUCCGCAUCGGAGACCUGAAGAGAAAUAAAAUGGUACAUACGUUGAACAUUUAUUACAACAAUCGAUCGGUCCAGUCAGUAGUUGAACUGAAAAAUAGACCCUGGAUUUGGAACAAAGCCAAAAAAUGCACCCUUGCUGCUGGACAGACUGAACUAAAGAUUGAAUUCCCCCUUCCCAUUGUUGCCUGUAACCUGAUGAUUGAGUAUGCUGAUUUUUAUGAAAACAUCCAGGCAUCAUCUGAGACACUGCAGUGUCCAAGGUGCAGUGCAUCAGUUCCCGCAAAUCCAGGAGUAUGUGCUAACUGUGGUGAAAAUGUAUUCCAAUGUCAUAAGUGCCGUGCAAUAAAUUAUGAUGAAAAAGAUCCCUUUUUGUGCAAUUCAUGUGGAUUCUGUAAGUAUGCUAAAUUUGAUUAUACCAUCACUGCAAAACCAUGCUGUGCUGUCGAUCCCAUUGAGAAUGAGGAAGACCGUAAAAAAGCUAUAAGUACUAUAAACAGUUUGCUGGAAAAGGCAGAUCGUGUGUACAAACAGCUGAUAGCCAACAAGCCAGCCCUGGAGGGUCUCCUGCUACGUAUCUAUGAACAUGGUCUUCUUGAGAAAGGUCCUGAGGAAAGUGCAGGGCUAACAGCUGUUGGAGCUUCUGUGUCAUCCACCAAUGUUAACAGGGCCAUACAACAGCUUGCUCAACGAUAUUGUGCAGACUGCAAGGCAUCAUUUGAUGAACUGAGCAAAAUAGUUCAAAAGGUUCUUGCAUCACGGAAAGAACUGGUCGACUAUGAGCGCCGCCAACGUGAGUCACGAAGUAAAUUGGCAUCUGCUCCCCAGAUGAGCCAGGAAUCCAUCUUCAAUAAGCGCCAGCCUGUGGAUGAUGCCAAAACGUCCGGCUUUGCUUUGGGCAAAUGCUAUGGAUGUGCCAGCUCUGCUGUGGAACAUUGCAUCACUCUCUUGAGGGCACUCUCUACAAAUACACAGUACAGGCUCAUCCUGUGCAGCCAGGGGCUAAUCAGAGAGCUAGUCGCCUACAACCUGAGACACGGCAAUGUGCGUGUCAGACACGAGGUACGGCAGUUGCUCUGCUCUCUCACUCGUGACAAUCCACGAGCUACCUCGGACCUGAACUCUCUGUUGAUGGAGAAAAUUGCUAUGGCACUCAAGGGGCAUGUCACCAGCCCAGAUCUGGCUGCUGCAGUACGUCACGAAGUUGCACUGCUUGCCAGCAGCCUGCAGAAGGAAGAUUCCUGCUGGGAACAGAGAUUAAGGUGUGUGAUGAAACUUUUCUUGAUGGGAGUAAAUGCCAAGAGUUCUGUAGUAAUGGAGAGCAUCACUCUGCCCUGCCUCAAGAUUCUCCAAGUCCUCAUCAAGCCAGAGCCCUUCCAGAGCAAGAAAAAUAAAGACAAGAAUGUGGAUGCACUCGCAACUAUCAAUGUUGCUGCUAACAUGAGAGUGGGUGUGGAUCUGAAGGGCUGGCUGGCUGGCGACACCAAGAACUCCUUCCGUGCCUGGAAGAGCAGGAUGCCCCCAAGGCCUCCCACAGACCAGGGCACUCCUAAUGUCUCCAAGAUGAAGAAAGACGAAGUUCGUGCCCAGUACCUGAUGGAAAAGUAUGGUGGCAUGUGGAGGGAAAAAACUCACCAGCACUUGCUUCAGCUGAAGCUGCUCCAGUCUAAUUGGCUACGUCUAGUCAUGUUUAAUCCUUCUUCCCAGGCCGCUCGGACAAUGGCUUGUAAUGUCGUGGAAGCUCUGUGCCAGCUUCCCAGCCGUCGUCGAGAAGUGCUAGACAUGUUGACUGCAUAUCUGGAUGACCUUGGCACUGCCGGAGAGAGUGCUGCGGAGUUCCUGUCAUUGUACCAAAAUCUCAUCAGUCCCAUCCCCUGGAAGCAUUACCUUGCCCUGCGAGGACUGCUGCCUCACAUUGGGAACUUAAUCACCCGAGAAAUUGAACACCUCUCUUACUUGGAAGAGACUACCUUGAACUCGGACCUCUCACAAGGAUAUGCUUUGAAGAUGUUGACUGAGCUGCUAGAAUCGUUCAUUGAAGUGAACACAAUCCGGCAGCACUACAAAUCCAGACUAGUGGGCUGUGUCUUGAAUGGAUACCUAUCACUACGAAAGCUAGUCGUGCAAAGGACAAAACUCAUUGACGAGACACAGGAGAAAUUGCUGGAACUAUUGGAAGAGAUGACUACAGGCACAGAAUCAGAAACAAUGGCUUUCAUGGCAGUGUGCGUUGAGACUGUCAAGAAGUAUGGCUUAGACGAUCUCAGAACACCAGUAUUUAUCUUUGAAAGACUAUGUUCCGUUAUUUUUCCGGAGGAAAGUGAUUCUGGAGAAUUCUACAUCAUCCUGGAGAAAGAUCCUCAGCAGGAAGAUUUCCUGCAAGGCAGGAUGCUGGGCAACCCUUACAGCUCCAACGAGCCUGGAAUGGGGCCACUGAUGCGGGACGUCAAGAACAAGAUCUGUCAGGAUUGUGAGUUAGUUGCUCUGCUGGAAGACGACAGCGGAAUGGAACUCCUUGUCAACAAUAAAAUCAUAAACCUUGACCUGCCCAUCAAAGAUGUGUAUCGCAAGGUGUGGUGCGCGGAGAACAACGAGUCGGAGGCCAUGAGGGUGGUAUACCGCAUGCGGGGCCUGCUGGGGGAUGCCACGGAGGAGUUCAUCGAGAACCUGGACACGAAGGACAGUGAGGAGGUAGACGAGGAGGAGGUCUACAAGAUGGCCAAUGUGAUGAGUCAGUGCGGAGGCCUGGAGGUCAUGCUGGAGAGGCUGGCCACCGUCACCGACCUGGCCAGGGGAAGGUCCCUGCUCACGGUGCUGCUCAAGCUCUUCGGGUUCUGUAUCAAGGUGAAGAGCAACCGUCAGCGACUGGUGGACCCCGAGAUGAAGGCGGUGAAGACGAUGCUGGGCGUCCUGCGGCUGGCCCUGUCUGGGGAGGGGGCCGAGGGGGGCCCCACGGUGGUGGAGCAGCUGCUGCAGAUCAUGGAGACAAUCCUGGUGGAGGCCUCAGCCGGGAGCCCCUCGGAGAGCUGCGGGGAUCGGGAGGACAUCGUCCACCUGUUGUCCUCCGUGGGUGUGGCACCCAUGAAGAACUUCCCCAACCUGCUACCCCUGCUCAUGAGGGUGGUGCCCUUCCUGGCCUACGGCUCACAGGAAAAAAUGGAAUCUUUGAUUGAUUACUUCAAGCCUUAUCUCAAUUUUAACAAAUUUGACUAUGAACACACUGUGGAUGAUGAUCUGCAACUGGAAUGCUUCUGCAUGCUCUGUGCUGGCAUUGAGUGCAACGAUAAUGGCAACCGUUUGAAAGAUCUCCUGGUAGAAAAACACAUAGUUCAGGAUGCUCUGGAAUAUAUAACAGCACAUGCUCCACCUAUUAAGAGUGCUCUCUUAGGGGCUUCAGAUGAAUGGAAGGAGUUUACAUCUAAACCUGCCCUGAAAUAUGUCUUGAAGCUCUUGACAGGUCUUAGCCAGAACCAUGAAAAGACUCAGCAUUUAGUGAGUGCUGAAUGCAUUCCAAUCAUACACAGGUUGGAACAGGUAUCCAGUGACGAGAGGGUGGGCUCUCUAGCAGAGAACUUGAUGGAAGCUAUUAAGAGGAACCCGAGUGUGGCACAAAAGAUAGAGGAGGUGCGCAAACAGACUAAGGAUGAAAAGAAGAGGCUAGCCAUGGCCAUGAGAGAGAAGCAGCUCGGAGCCCUUGGCAUGAGUACGAAUGAGAAGGGACAGGUAACUGCCAAGAGUUCUCUUUUGAAACACGUGGAGGAGCUAGGAGAGGAAUCUGGUCUCGUGUGCAUCAUAUGUCGAGAGGGUUACAAAUUCCAACCCACAAAAGUGCUCGGCAUUUACACUUUUACCAAGAGGUGCCAUGCAGAAGAAUUCGAAAACCGGUCGAGGAAGACGCCUGGGUACAGCACAGUCACACACUUCAAUGUCGUUCACGUGGACUGCCAUAUGGCAGCUGUCAGGCAUGCUCGAGGUCGAGACGAAUGGGAGAGUGCAGCUCUACAAAAUGCGAACACCAAGUGCAAUGGUUUGCUUCCUCUGUGGGGACCUCAGGUGCCAGAGUCAGCCUUUGCCAGCUGCCUUGCCAGGCAUAACACUUAUCUCCAAGAGUGCACUGGCCACAGGGAUGUGGGUUACUCCUCAACAGUGCAUGACCUCAAGCUCCUGCUGCAUAAGUUUGCUUUUGAAAAGUCUUUCAGUGAAGACAGUGGAGGAGGGGGACCACAGAGCAACAUGCACCUUAUUCCCUAUCUAAUACACAUGACUCUUUAUGUAAUAAACACGACUAGAUUUGUGAGCAGCGAAGAAAAGAAUAUUGUAAACUUCCUAGAAAUGCAACGCAGCAAGUGGGUCGAAAAUUGCUAUGAGUUAGAGGGACCCUUGUACUGGAUGACGAUGUGUGUAAUUGUGUUCCCUCCUUCCAAAUGGCAGAAGUUAAGAAAAAAUUUCCUGAAGCGGGUACUGAUCUUGUCACAGGCAAGGCACAUCAGCCCCCAAGGGGUCACUACCCUCUCUGAUGCUGUACCCAAAGACUUCACGGUUUACAAGUCAUACCUCCUCUUCUUCGGACUCAUUGAUGGGCUCUACAAAAAAAUGUUUAAAAAAGUUGCUGUGAGUGAGAAUGAAGAAUGGGCAGUUGUUCUAGCAGAUUACGUUCGGCAGAAUGACCAACCCCUGCUAGAAGCCGGCGACAGCCUGCUGCGUUUCUUUGAAGAUGACUUGAUGCCUGUGCAGUCAUUUGCCGAAUUUUGUGAUGUUUUAGAUCUUUUGCACGAUAUUCCCGAUCCACAAGACUUCCUAGAAGACUCCCUCCGUCAAGUCGAUGAAAGGGAGUUUUAAUUAAAUUUUUAGCAGGAAGAAGAAUGAUUCAUGUAUUUAUUUAUUUUCCUUUUCAAAGGACUGCCGUAUAGAGUAAACAGUGAUUAUACGCUCCAGUUAGCCAGAACUGUUGAAAUUAUUUUGAAAUUGUUAAGUGUUAUAUUUGUGCUUUAUACUUGUACUAUAUUCAACAUUCAGCAAACACCAGCUUGCAUAACUUAAUGGGAUGAAAUAAAUGCUUUAUAAAAAAA
Uloborus diversus is the source of this 15959-nucleotide messenger RNA. It is a transcript of the gene poe, whose product is annotated as E3 ubiquitin-protein ligase UBR4-like. The coding region runs from base 4 to 15729 and encodes 5241 amino acids. The transcript has 69 exons. The record is from RefSeq and is a predicted model, not a curated record. Gene Ontology annotation, molecular function: protein binding; zinc ion binding. NCBI's taxonomy places the organism in Eukaryota, Metazoa, Arthropoda, Arachnida, Araneae, Uloboridae.